This is a messenger RNA of Odontomachus brunneus, 2860 nucleotides long. It is a transcript of the gene Reps, whose product is annotated as ralBP1-associated Eps domain-containing protein 2. The coding region runs from base 336 to 2243 and encodes 635 amino acids. Gene Ontology annotation, molecular function: calcium ion binding; protein binding. Gene Ontology annotation, cellular component: plasma membrane; cytoplasm. Gene Ontology annotation, biological process: endocytosis; endosomal transport. The record is from RefSeq and is a predicted model, not a curated record. NCBI's taxonomy places the organism in Eukaryota, Metazoa, Arthropoda, Insecta, Hymenoptera, Formicidae. The transcript is spliced from 5 exons.
CAUCGCGCCAGCCAGCGAGCAGCAGCCAAUCAGCCAGUCAGUCAGUCAGUCAGCCGGAGAUAGCGAUCACCCGAUAAUCGUGCACGGGGUGUAAUUUAUAAACGACGUUUCUAGCGUUGCCGUGGAACCGCGAUCCCCGUGUCGGCGUCACGCGCGACUAUGUGACUGCAAGCGAUCGUGAUCGCAUCGUGAAGCAGACCGUGUCGCGAUCGCGAGCGGAGCGGACAAGCGGACGAGCAGAACGAUCAGCCGGCGGACGAGGAAAAAAAGGCGACCCGGGGACGUUAACGGAACGCGGCCGGAACGCACUCUCGAAUCGGAGCCGAACUAUCAGGAUGGAUUGGGAUCUGGUAACGGUGGCGAGCCUGCACCUGACCGCGACCGAGCACCGCUACUACGGCGACAUAUUCAUAUAUUGCUGUGAGAACGCGGACAGCGACAGCGUGCCCGUCAUCAAGCUCGCCGAUUUGCUGCGUUUUGCCAAUUUGUCGCGGGACAUCACGAUGAAGAUAUUGGAUAUUUGCAUUGGACCCAAAGGCAACACACACCUGGGUAAGAAGCAAUUCUAUGGAGCACUGAAGCUCAUCGCUGCUCAUCAAGCUGGUCUCGAGAUCUGUACAGAUAUGCUGACUGCAUCUCUGGAUGUUCUUACCUUGCCAAGAUUUACAUGGCCGUCCUUUGGUGACGAGGAUGGCAGGAGAAGUUCAGACUCGAUUAGGGGCACAAAGGGCAGGUGUCAUGUUCCAGAAAGUACCACAGAGAGUGAAAGCGAAGCUGAAUCUCCACGUGAGACUGGUGGUAGCACAGAUUCACCCACACCAACGAACAGUGUGACUCAAGAGAGGAAUGACGGCAUAUUAGGUGGAGAGACGAUAUUGGAUUCCGUUUCUGGAGGCUGGCAGGGUCUGCUGGUCUCUGAAGAGCAGAGACAACUGUUGGGCACAGAAGAGGAGAGCUCGGAACGUCACAGCAGCGACGAGGGAGAAGGAGACGGGGAUGGCUCGGGUUUUCCGCCAGAGGAAGUGUGGAUUAUCAGUGAUGAGCAACGUGAUUAUUACGCCGCGCAAUUCGCGCAGCUGCAGCCCGAUCCGGAAGGUCUUUUAGCGGGGCCCGUGGCCAGAACGUUCUUCGAGAAGUCGCGACUUCCCGUGGCUGAGUUGAGGCGCAUCUGGCAGCUCGCAGACGUCACUAGGGACGGGGCGCUCAGUUUGCAGGAGUUCUACGUGGCGAUGCAUCUCGUAGUAUUGAGGAGGAACCAUGUUCCUCUACCCGACGUUUUACCUCCGUCCUUGUCGAUCCCGUUAGUCAUGCAAACAGCUACUGCCGUACCACAAAUCCCGCCGACGACAACGGCUCAGAAAUCAUCGCCGACCUCUGGCGCGAACACUCGCGAGAAGAAUAAGGAGUGGACAAAGUUUGUAGACUCACCAACCGGCACGAGCAGUUCGGUCACCAGCCCGGGAUUGCAGCUAGUGAAUUUCGAUUUCCAGAAGUCGGCGGUCGAGCGAGACCCGAAGAUUUUGCACCCGGUACCGCUGCGCUUAACGCCCGAGGCGGCGAUUCUCGCCUCCGGCGCUAACGGCAGCAGCAGCAGCUGCACCACCUUGGGAGAAGACGACCUGCAACAUUCCGCGGCGUCGUUGGUGCAACGACCGCUCACGAAGAAACCACCCGCGGCACCCGAAGAUGCUGUUAUCGUUACUCCCAAAAAAGAACCUCCGCCGCCACCGCCGCCCAGACCUUACAGAACACACGCGCGCAGUUCUAGUCUUGAUCUUAAUAAAUUAGGGAAAAACGGUCAAAGUUUCCUUGGAGCGCCGCCAUUGGUACCACCUAGAAUUUCGCCAGGAAUUACUUCCCCACGUAAAUUGGUCGGUCAAAGAAGCGAAGGUGAGGGUCAAAGAACAAUGAGCGAAAGUCACGGUUUCGUCGCCGAUUUCUCUCAUUUCUCUCCCAAGAAUGAACUGCCUGAAAAUCCAUCUGUAGAGAAUACGUUGCCGCAAUCUCAACAAUUCACUGGAGUUUGUGGAGCGUUUCAUAUUUAUAGGAAACCCAGUCCAAAACGAGACGGCGGCGAAGACGAUAGUAAGGACGAAUCGGAAGACGAGAAGAAAUUAACGUUGCAAGAAUUGAGGGAAAAGAAUGCGGAACUACGCCUAGUCUGUGAAGAACUGACACGAGAAUUAGCCAGCGCGCUCCAAGAACGCAUAAACCUGCGUGCGAAACUCCUACUCUUGACUUGAUGUGAUUGUUACUCAUUUAUCAUUCAUUCGAUCGAAGUUAUGAGGUGUCAUGUAUCCUCGACUCAUUGUAAACAUAUGUAUUUAACAUGUUAUGCUAGUCUAGAAUUCCUCUAUUUCCAACGAAGUAUUCAUUCAUACUUAUAAUAAUCAUUGUAGACGGACGGAUGCAGCAGGGGACGAAAUUUACAAAAAAAAGACACUACGUAUAUAGGCAUUUUACGUUAGGAUGAAAGGAAAAGAAUGUCUAUAGUAUAUCAAUUAUCAAUCGUGUACAAAACUGAUCAUGAUCUCUAUACUGAUGGCAUACAAUUUAUAAGUGCUUGCGAAUUGUUAAAUUAACGAACUACUGUGUUUACAUUUAUAUGUAAAGAAGAAUUGGACGACAUAUUCGACGAAAUUUAUGUUAUCAAAUUCCCUGCGAUUGACUUGUUUAUCGUUUAACUUCUGUAUCACUGCGAAAGUUUAUACGUAUUUCUAUAUAUGCGCCAUAUAAGUGCAUCUGUCAUGUUAUUACUCCAUUUUAAUGUCGAUAGUUGAGAACCAUCUGACUGUUGUUUUGUGUAUAAAAAAUUGAUAAUUUUAUAAAAAAAAAAAAAAAAAAUAUCAAGAUAUAUCCC